AAAAUAACUUUUUUUAAAAAAAUAAAAAUAAAUAAAUCCUUUCAAAACUCUCACCGUUGCACGAGCCAAGAAGGGAAAUGAAUUCCUAAUUUAUCUUCCCGCCGUAAUAAUCCAGUGGGCAACCGCGGCGGAGGGACGUAGAUUCUCUGAUAUUUACAGCGUGUUAGGGUUCUCUCAUGGCGGAAUUGUCUUCAAAAGAGGAGCUCAUCCGGCUAAUCAAGCGGUUCGGGAGUAAUCUAAGUGUCAAACUCUCCAGUUUAUUCUCCAUAUUGUUUCAAACCCAGAAUUUCCGAUCUCUUAGUGCUAUUGCGGGUUUUGCUCUUGCUGUAAUCUUCUCAUGGAAACUGUUAAAACCACCAAGUGAACAUCAUAGAAGGCAACGGAAAAGGCAAACUCCUGCAGCAGGCAACUCUGACAUUGGCACAAGUUCAGAUUCACAAUUGAUAACUUCUGGAACUUCUUCUCCUCCAGAGGAUUCAGGUGCACAAAAUGUUGACAAUGAAUUUUACCGGCCAGUAAAGCCAACUUUGGAGCAAAUUGUUAGACAGAAGCUUGGUGGUGGAAGAAAGGUUACUUGUCGUCUUCUUGGAAUAAUUUUGGAGGAAAGUAGUCCAGAAGAGCUGCAGGUUAAUCAAGCAACUGUAAGGUCAUCUGUCGUGGAUGUGCUUUUAGUGAUCAUAAAUUAUUGUGAUCUCUAUUUGAUGGAAAGAGCACUUGAUGAGGAAAGUGAGAGAAAGGUUAUAGUGGCUCUGGAAGAUGCUGGUGUUUUCACAUCAGGUGGCUUGAUCAAGGAUAAGGUUCUCUUCUGUAGUACAGAAAAUGGGAGGACAUCGUUUGUUCGGCAACUAGAACCCGAUUGGCAUAUUGACUCUGAUCCUGAAAUCGUUUCUCAACUAGCGAGAUUCAUCAAGUGUCAACUUCACAUAUCUCAAGUGAAGCCUGAGAAGAUGGCCUCCAAUGUUUUCACCUCGGCAUCACUGGAGCAGUUCUUUCAAUGCACAUAACACAGACCAGCAGAAGUAUAUAUGUAAAAUUUGUCUUUCGUUCUUCUUCUUCUUGGAUUUUACAUGCAUUAUUCCUUUAAAUGAUGUUAUCCGAUUCAGCUUUCAGGAAAAAUGCUCGAUUUUGUUCAAUAAAAUCCCUCCCGGAAAAACUAAGUGCAAAUUAGCUGUAUGAAUAGCAAAUUGGAUGAAUGAGAUCAAGUUACUACUUCCCCAUCUUUAGGAAUGAUCCAUUUUUCCAUCUUAACUCUGGCUUGUAAUGAAUAAUAUUAGACAACAUUUUACUGUAGGUUUUCUGUUCUUUUUAUUUAUUUGUUUUUACAAUGUAAGUGAAUCAGGAAAAGGGAAGGUUUGUGGAUUUAUAUCGAUGCA
Messenger RNA from Benincasa hispida (wax gourd), 1373 nucleotides. Its product is annotated as ubiquitin-conjugating enzyme E2 enzyme activator PEX22-like. The record is from RefSeq and is a predicted model, not a curated record. Lineage: Eukaryota; Viridiplantae; Streptophyta; Magnoliopsida; Cucurbitales; Cucurbitaceae. Gene Ontology annotation, biological process: peroxisome organization.